This is a messenger RNA of Vigna umbellata (rice bean), 513 nucleotides long. Lineage: Eukaryota; Viridiplantae; Streptophyta; Magnoliopsida; Fabales; Fabaceae. The record is from RefSeq and is a predicted model, not a curated record.
AUGGAGCCUCGCCUUUGCAAUGGAGUAGAGAACCUGAAUCUGGCAUUGCUCCCUAUGCUAUGUUUGGUCUUGUUCCAGGCGAAAGAUAGAAUAAUUUGCCAAUGCUAUCUCUUGCGCCUUGCUGAGCUUAGGGGAGGAGAAGAGAGAACCAGACUUGCGGUUGUUAGGGUUUUCUUGUCUGAACGGAAACAUCGCAAUAAGGAGAAGAAAAAUCAAUGCAAAGGGUUGCUUUCACAGGCCAGAGUAGCUAAUCACUUGGAGUUGUUAACGAGAGUAAAAUCUGUUUUUGAUAGUGGGGAUUUGGAGUCGAAGGCACUGGCUUUGGUUUUGUUAGGUUGUUGGGCUGAUUUUCUGAAAGACAAUGCUCAGAUUCGGUACUUGAUAUUUUCUAGCCUUGUUUCUGCUCAUGACUGUGAGUGUUCUUUGCCAGUUUUAAGUGAACAAAUAAGUUUUAUGGCAAGCAUACCACCUGAUCUUGAAGAUGCACAACUCUUGAAAGGCCUCAGGACUUGA